Messenger RNA from Cyprinodon variegatus (sheepshead minnow), 1446 nucleotides. RefSeq names its product gap junction alpha-10 protein-like (gene gja10b). Bases 1 to 1446 code for a protein of 481 amino acids. Gene Ontology annotation, biological process: cell communication. Gene Ontology annotation, cellular component: connexin complex. The transcript is spliced from 2 exons. Lineage: Eukaryota; Metazoa; Chordata; Actinopteri; Cyprinodontiformes; Cyprinodontidae. The record is from RefSeq and is a predicted model, not a curated record.
AUGGGGGACUGGAACCUGUUGGGCAGCAUCCUAGAAGAGGUCCACAUCCAUUCUACCAUCGUGGGGAAGAUCUGGCUCACCAUCCUGUUCAUUUUCCGGAUGCUGGUGCUUGGCGUUGCAGCUGAGGACGUCUGGGACGACGAGCAGAGCGAGUUCGUCUGCAACACAGAGCAGCCGGGCUGCAAGACCGUCUGCUACGACCAGGCUUUCCCCAUCUCCCUCAUACGCUACUGGGUGCUGCAGAUCAUCUUUGUUUCCUCUCCCUCGCUGGUCUACAUGGGCCACGCUUUGUACCGCCUGAGAACCCUAGAGAAAGAGAGGCACAGGAAGAAGGCCUGUCUGAAGGCUGAGCUGGAGGGGACGGACCCCGACCAGGAGGACCACAGGAGAAUCGAGAGGGAGCUCAGGAAACUGGACGAACAGAAGAAGGUGAGGAAAGCGCCACUCAGAGGAUCCUUGCUCCGCACCUAUGUUUUUCAUAUCCUUACCAGAUCUGUGGUGGAGGUGGGUUUCAUCAUCGGUCAGUGUGCUCUCUACGGCAUUGGACUGUCUCCUCUCUACAAGUGUGAGAGGCUGCCCUGCCCCAACAGUGUCGACUGCUUUGUCUCCAGGCCAACGGAGAAGAACAUUUUCAUGGUUUUCAUGCUCGUCAUCGCCGGCGUCUCUUUGUUCCUCAACCUUCUGGAGAUCUUCCAUCUGGGGGUGAAGAAGAUCAAGCAGAUCUUAUAUGGAUACAAAUACGGAGAUGACGACAGUUUUUGCAGGUCACAGAAAAAUUCCAUAGUUCAGCAAAUCUGUGUUCUCUCAAACUCCUCGCCGCAAAGGCUGGUUCAGCUGACGCAGAGAGCCAGCGCUGCGGCAUUAGAGCCUUACAAGGAUGCUCCAGGAGACGUUGUGCCUCAGGACCCCGCUCCGGCCGCUUGUCCAGAAGGCGUGGAGGUGUUGCAGCAGACGUACCGGCCCAGCCAAGGCGAAAUCCAGCGCUUGCUGCAGCUGGGGGCUGUGGAGCGACGGUACACUCUGGAAAACAGGAAACCAUCGUUCAGCAGCGACGACUCGAAUGGACCUCAAAGCUCAGCCAAGCCCCGCUACUCAGGGCCUCGAGCAACGCUGGGGGCCAGCCACAUGGAGAUCCCCGCUGCCCUGAGGAACCCUGCCAGAAAACAGAGCAGAGUCAACGUCAGCAAGGAGCUCAGCGACAUGAGCGACUCUCCAGAGAGUGACCACUAUCCCACAGCCAGGAAGUGCAGUUUUAUGUCCAGGGGAAUGUCAGAGGCCAAGCUGGCCAGUCCGUCUGACAGCGGGGCCUCUCAGAGCGGGACGGAUACCGAGGCCCAGCACUUCAACCAGGGAGAGAGCCCAGCCAUGACCCCACCUCCUCCGGCUUCUGGGAGGAGGAUGUCCAUGAGCAUGAUUCUGGAGCUGUCUUCAAUCAUGAAGAAGUGA